Exaiptasia diaphana is the source of this 2215-nucleotide messenger RNA. RefSeq lists its product as uncharacterized. The record is from RefSeq and is a predicted model, not a curated record. Lineage: Eukaryota; Metazoa; Cnidaria; Anthozoa; Actiniaria; Aiptasiidae.
UCUGUAGAGAAUUUGACAUUGACAAAGCCUAAACCAAUCGACGAGAAGUAAAGUCCUUCACUAUCAUCCCGCAUCUGGACUGGAAAAAGGUGUUUUGUAAAUAAAUACCCCAGCAUGCAGUUCGUAACUGUGAAGUCAUAACAACAGGCAAUCAAUCGGCUAAUCGUUGUUUAAAGCUUUAAAACCGAGAAACUCGCUAUUUGUGAAGAUUCGUACUCACAAACGGACCAUAAUGUAAGGAAAUGAUCCUCAUUGAAUCUAUAGUGAARUCAUGUGGCUUAUUUACGAAUUUUUACAUGGUUGGCUGGCGUGAUUGUAGCCAGAAGAGCUUUUUCAUGUAACAAAUCCCAUCAUAUUAAUGGGGGCCGGUUGCUCUCAUACUGUAGUCACACUGAACGAGAAUAGAUCAACGAGUCCUUCGUCCAACGGGCCCUCAAUCACGCAGACUACGAGCACAAAAACGAUCCAGUCACCAAAUGUAUGGAAUCCUUUUCAAAUAACCAAAAACGAAGCAGAAGAUCUUCUGAAGUCAUGUGACCCUGGAUCGUUCGUCUUCUCGCAUGAUAUGACAUCAGAGCUAUUUUUAUCCCUCAGUUUCAGUUUAAAAUGCCACAACAGGCAGUACCAGCAAUCCAGGUCAAACAGCACCCUGACGUCACAAUCCAUACAACACCAAGCACCAGUGAAGUAAACUCUUCAGACAGUGAUAUAAAAAAGAGCAGUCUGAUACCAGCUCACCAAGCUUUCAAAGAAAAAAGCCCAGUYCUUAAGCGGCCACAAAACCACAGGACACCCGUAGACAGAAUCGAAGAAGAAAGUAGAAAUUUUGAUGAGAAUGAAGAUAUUGAAACCAAAAAYAAUUUGAGAAGCAAACUUUCUUCAACUUUAUCGGUUACUWAMAACAAAGUGKCUCCGUUACCAAARAAACCGCUGGUCAGGUCAGCGGCAGUUGAACGAAUAGAAUCAUCGUCAUCRGGCGAUGAUCGUGAAGUUCCAAGCAGUGUUUCCUUAAUACCCAUAAUCCCACAGUCCGAUUUGGCAACCACGUCAACCCAGUUGUACAGCUGACCAUAACUGUUCACAUCGAGGAACCAUGGUCACGUGACACACGGUCACGUGACUCACUAGAUAGAAACCUAUAAAUGACGUAAUAUCGAAGUUGGAAGUAUAUGUUUGAAUUUACUUUUUUUACAAAAAAAUUUUCAUUUUGAAAGUAAACAAAGAAUAACAAACUAAACAUCUCAACUAAGAUCCCACUGGAUUGAUUGAAAAUUAAGGACAUACCUUAGGAUUACAGAUAUGAGCACUUUUUAUUCACAAAGAAACAAUAGGAAAACCUGUUCAUUGACACGAAUACCACGUUGCAAGACACGGGUUUUCUGUUGGAAAUACAUUUGUAGAAUUUCAUGCACAAAAUUUACUCUGACUACGCAUAUGCUCGUUCGUGUGCUUUGUGAAUGACCAAGCUAGAUAUGGUAUGUAUAUAUGUUAGUCACAUGCAYGUAAAAUUCUUGGAUUGCAUGUUAAUUAUAGCCGCCAUUUUGAAUAAAUCAUCCGACAUGGUGGCAUUAGCUUUGCACUAUUUUUCUUUACGGAAUCUUGAUCCGACAUGAUUUCAAUCGAAGAAUUAUAUAAUGUUAUCUUCUAAUGGUACAAUUUAAAAAUAAUCAUUUUGUAUGUAAAUACAAUUCAAAAUCAAUGCACYUACUGCAUGAUCACAGCAUUUGAUUGACGUUUAAGUGAUCAUCUUUUUAUAUAGUGCGGGAACUCUCGUGAAACAGAUCUCUGAGGACAAUGUAAUUUGUUUUUCUCUUUACCAUUACUAGAAUUAGUUCUCAAACGUAUCAUACUAUCAAAAAUAUAAAAUAUGUCUAAGAUAAUAGUUAAACCGUAAUGGUACAUGAGACAAUUGCAGUGAACCAAGAAAGUUUACRCCUGACAAGGCCUUAUUAAAUUACUUUUCAUUCGACGAUGUGGCUUUUUGUAAGCCUGUGAAAUACUUUCACCCAACUAGAAUUGUUCACAAUUAAACGACUGCAUAUAUCAUUACUACACGCAGUUAAAAUGCCUUAGAGCAAUCACUCCAUAUAUACUAUAUAUGUUAUAUUUAUUGCAAUAGAAAAUGUUAUUGAAUUUUUCACGACUAUGCUCAGAUUAUUGAGCUCUUGUUAUGAAACUAUGUAAAAACGAUUUUUGACAAUAAACCUACYACCUA